This is a messenger RNA of Phragmites australis (common reed), 1270 nucleotides long. Its product is annotated as CRIB domain-containing protein RIC4-like. The record is from RefSeq and is a predicted model, not a curated record. NCBI's taxonomy places the organism in Eukaryota, Viridiplantae, Streptophyta, Magnoliopsida, Poales, Poaceae. The transcript is spliced from 3 exons. Bases 652 to 1158 code for a protein of 168 amino acids.
CAGAUAUAUUUCCAGAAGUAUACAAGGCAACAGGAGAUCAAAAAAGACGGAGGAACCACAAAGCGAAAGGGAAGGGAGGGGGUAGCAAAUGAUGGCGCCUGAACUAACCCAACCAUCUCUCGUUUCUGUCGGUCGGUCAAACCCAACUGGUCACAAAUUUAAUCUGUACCUCUUACUCCGUUUGGAAGUGGUCAACAAUGGCGUUGUCCUCUGCACCUCAUCUACUGUGUAUAAUUUAGACAGAAAUUAUGCUGAGCAGUGUCCAACACAGGGAGAGUACUCAUGUAUGCAGAUCAGAAGGCAUGUUCAUAUCAUCAGACCAUAUUCCAGCAGCAAUAAGAAUUAUUAACGCCAAGUACAGAGACCAUCAUGCCAAUCUCUCUCUCUCUCUCUCUCUCUCUCUCUCUCUACAGUAUCUACCACUUUCUGUCUUUCUCUCUCAACAAACGUUGCCUUUCCCCUAUUUUUCUUCGUCCUUUUGGCCCCUCGCUCUAUAUAUACUGUCAAUUAUGCAUCCUUGGUAGCAAAGCCAAAAACACAAGCCCGGAAGGCCAACCCCAACAAGAGAGGCCGGCCACUUGUGCAGUGUCCCUGUGUGAGCCUGGCCUUUGUUUUCCUCGAUCCUUCCUCCCCUGCUAGUCUGCUACAUACAUGGCUGCUCCACCUCUGCCUCCCAUGAAGGACCGUCGAGGCACCAGCGGCGGCGUCUUCCCCUUCUCCAUGGGCUGCAUGUCACAGUCUGCCGUAUCCGUGGCCAACCCAAGCGAAAAGAAGCCGCAGAGCGACUCCUCCACCACCACCGCCACCACGACCACGGCUCAGAAUUCAGAGGAAGGUGGCGGCGAGACCAUGAAGGAGAAGGCCGCGACACCCGUGUCGCCGGGGAUCGUCGCAGCCGGGGUGUCUAGGCUGAUGAAGGGGAUCAAGAGCCUGUCGCAGAUGUUCGCCGGCGAGGAGGAGGACGAGGAGGAGGAGACGGAGAUGGUCAUAGGGUACCCGACGGACGUGCAGCACGUGGGGCACAUCGGGUGGGACGGCCACGGUGGGCUGAACAAGGUCGGAGCCAUGGGCAUGGUGAACGCCUUCUCCCUGCCCUCCUCCCUCUCCCUCAGGCAGCUCGGGAUGGCCAUGGAUCAGGCGGCGCAUGCUUCAGCUUGACUGCAACACUUGAAGCCAACCUAGCUUGAGUGGUGGUGGUGGUAAAAUACAUUGAUUGAUUAACAUGGGUGAUGUUGAUUUGCAAUACAAAUUUCCAUGUGUUUGCUGGUCA